Penaeus chinensis is the source of this 513-nucleotide messenger RNA. Its product is annotated as THAP domain-containing protein 10-like. Gene Ontology annotation, molecular function: sequence-specific DNA binding. The transcript is spliced from 2 exons. Lineage: Eukaryota; Metazoa; Arthropoda; Malacostraca; Decapoda; Penaeidae. The coding region runs from base 19 to 459 and encodes 146 amino acids. The record is from RefSeq and is a predicted model, not a curated record.
UUGGUGACUUCUGUGACAAUGGUUUACACCUGUGUCGUUUAUGGAUGUACAAAGAAGUCGGAAGUGGGCGUCAGGACGCUUCAUGAAUUUCCAAAGGACGCAACAUAUUUGAAUGCCUGGAAGCGGUUUGUUAAACGAACUCGGGCGCAUUGGAAAGGUCCCUCCACUUCAACUCGACUGUGUAGCGAUCAUUUCGACCCAGAAUGCUACGAAAAUUGGCUAGCGUGGACCAUGGGGACAGUGAGGAGGCUUGAAUUAAAACAAUUUCAAGUUCCUACGAAAUAUCCGGAGGGUACAUGCAGUACGCUAGCCUCGCCAGCAGUGAUGGCGAAAAACUUGACGUCUCCGGUACCAGCGCCUACCACGCCUGUAGAUGCAACCACGCCCGUACGAGCUACGAGCACGAAGAGGAGACGUCCAAGUAGUGCUUCCCGCAAAAGGAAAUUGAUAAGGCACUGAGGAUGAAGUUUAGAAAACUUCGAAACGUUUGAAAAUAAAAAGAUGUUCGUAGCU